UCCCUCAGCAUCGAGCUUCUCUCUCUCUAUAUAACUCCCUCCUCUGCUUCCUCCUCUCUCUCUCUCUCUCUCUCUCUCUCUCUCUCUCAAGAUGGCAACCCUUUAUAGUAGAAUCGCCAUGGCUUAUGCUGUAAUUUUGUUCUCUAUCUAUUUAUCAACAGGAGUUGCUUCACUUGGGAUCAACUAUGGGCAAGUUGCCAACAAUUUGCCCCAGCCGGAGCGAGUUCUCGAGCUCUUGAGAUCCCUGAAGGUCACCAAGGCGAGAAUCUACGACACCAAUCCGCAAGUCCUGACCGCAUUCGCGAAUUCCAACGUCGAGCUCAUCGUGACCGUCGAGAACGACAUGCUGGGCCAGCUGAGGGAUCCCCAGCAAGCCUUGCAGUGGGUGAGCGCCCGCAUCAAGCCUUACUUCCCCGCCACGCGGAUCACCGGCAUCCAAGUAGGCAAUGAGGUGUUAACCGACCCGGACCCCACAGUCACGGCCAAUCUCGUGCCGGCGAUGGGUAGCAUCCGCGGAGCUCUAGUCCAGCUAGGGUUAGAUUCCUACAUCCAAGUCUCCUCCCCCAAUUCCUUGGCGGUCCUCGCCCAGUCGUUCCCUCCUUCAGCCGGUACCUUCAAGAGCGAAGUCUAUAGCGUGGUCUAUCAAUUCUUGCAAUUCUUAUCGACUACCAAGUCGCCAUUUUGGAUCAAUGCCUACCCGUAUUUCGCUUACAAGGACGACUCAUCCCAGAUAUCCCUCGACUAUGUGCUUUUCAACCCGAACCCGGGCAUGUUGGAUCCGUACACUAAAUUGCGCUACGACAACAUGUUGUAUGCACAAGCGGACGCGGUCACUUUCGCCAUGGCGAGAAUGGGUUUCGAAGGGAUCGAAGUUAGGGUUUCCGAGACCGGAUGGCCAUCGAAGGGCGACCCGGACGAGGUAGGCGCAACCCUCGAGAAUGCCGCGAUCUACAACAAGAACUUGCUGAGGAGGCAGUUGAAGAAUGAAGGGACGCCAUUGAGGCCUAACAUGAGGCUCGAGGUCUAUGUGUUCGCCUUGUUCAAUGAGGACCUGAAGCCAGGGCCAACUUCCGAGAGGAACUACGGACUUUUUCGGCCGGAUGGGACAAUGGCUUACAAUGUCGGCCUCUCCGCUCUGUCUACCUCGUCGUCCACCUCCUCAGCCUCCAUUUCUCUCACUUCUUCUGCCACGAAGGAUGCACGUAAGGAAUAUCAAAGCUUGGUCUACUGGAUGUUUGUGUUUUUGCUGACUUGUCAAGUUUUUAUUCGAAGACAGUUUUAAAUGCUGAUGGAGAGAUGUGUCGUUUGUACAUAUGUUGCUUCUGGUAAGAUUUACUGUAGGGUCUCUUCGUGUGCUCCAAAGUGUUACAUGGGUGGGUCCAAUUUCGUCGGUCCAUGCAUCACAAUAUUCGCAAAAGAGAGAGAGAGAGGAUAAACAACUCCAAUUAUAGGAGCACAUAAUCGAAGAGGAUUCAAAUCCUGAGCAAUUCAUUGUGCUAUUAUGACCUUCAUUAAUCAUAUGAACGAUUUAUUUUCCGAAUUUUGUCCGUCUCUGAUGAAAUUGAACUUUAUUUUCCGUCCACAUUAGUCGGCAACCGAGAAUGACUUUUUUUUUUUUU
This is a messenger RNA of Rhodamnia argentea, 1619 nucleotides long. RefSeq names its product glucan endo-1,3-beta-glucosidase 11-like. NCBI's taxonomy places the organism in Eukaryota, Viridiplantae, Streptophyta, Magnoliopsida, Myrtales, Myrtaceae. Gene Ontology annotation, cellular component: plasma membrane. The coding region runs from base 92 to 1282 and encodes 396 amino acids. The record is from RefSeq and is a predicted model, not a curated record. Gene Ontology annotation, molecular function: hydrolase activity, hydrolyzing O-glycosyl compounds. The transcript is spliced from 3 exons. Gene Ontology annotation, biological process: carbohydrate metabolic process.